CACCAUGCCGUACCUUGACAUCCAGGGAAGGAUAUGUGGCUUCAUGAACUUUGAGCAGGAUGAGGAGAGCGGGCGCUUCUUCAGGAGGUACUUUGUCAUUUCGCUGGAAGAUGACUGCAUACUCUGUUAUAUGGAUAACCCUACAAAUUUACCUGGAGCUGCCAGAAGACCUAUAUUAGAAAUUCAACUUACCAAUAUAUCAAAUGCUCGAAUAGCUGAAAAACAAAGGCCUAAAGUGGAAUAUUGUUUUGUCGUGACGACAGCGAAGCGAGACUUCUACUUCCAGGCUGACAAUCACAGGGACAUGGAGGAUUGGGUAAACAGAAUCAACAAUGCCAGUAAAAUUACAGUACCAUCAACAGUAGCACCGGGAGGCACACUUCCUCUCGGGGACAAGAAUGGAGGCGACGCGAAGGCGGUCAGUUACAAGACAGAGGUAGUCGGCGGGGUCGUCAUCAGGACGCCGGUUCAGGUGAGUGGGUCAUGGCAUGAUGGCGUAUGCGACUGCCUCCUUUCCUAACCCAGCUUCUUUGAACCCUAGCUAAAGAAACGUUGGAAGAUUUUAAUUCCAGUUUUGAUCUUAGUGUUAAUGUUGAUGUUUUGUAGAGUGUGAUCAGGCUGCCUGACAUAGCUCCAAAACCCAACCAAGCAACAACAGCCCUGCAGGAUUUUGAAAUGCUACCGAUCAUAUUACUGAUGCUGUACCUGUAGUUCACCACCUUGUGCAAUCAGUUCUAACACCAGCCCUAUUCUAAGUUUGGAGCUGUAGCUGGUGUAAACACCACCCAAAACCAGCUGUCAACACAAAGGUGUUAACACCAUACUGGAAGUCACCCAUUGGUCCAUUCUAUUAGCCCAUUGUUGUUCACUAGGUGUAUGUUCCCUUCCGAUAUUGGGAAACUGGUGUACAUUGUAAGAAAAAGUGUUCGUUCAACACCAGUUGCCAUCCUUAGAGGAGAACACAUAAGGUGUUACAAAGUUCACCAUGCAUUUUGAAUAUAACACCAAAGAGUGUUAUAAUAACAAAGAGAGGUGUUGCUCUGUAAUUUUUCAUAAUUUUUAGUUUUUUAUAUCCUUGUUUCUCUGAUUUACUCUAGUAAUUCAUGUAUAUAUUGUGAUUUUCAUGAUUUUUUUUCAUUAAAAGCAAAAUUAUUAUUAAAAAAACAAAGAGAGGUGCUAUUAUAAAACAGGUUGGUGCUGAACCAACAUAUUAUUUACAGAACGCUUGGUGUGGUCCACUAUGUAAAUUUACACCACUGUUUUGCAGUGUUAGUAGUCCAUCUCAACACCUACAGUUAAAUAUACCAAGAGGACAUCACUACGAUUUUUAUAAUACUGACAUAAAAUAUUGACAUCAAACCUUAUCUACAAGUUUAUAAAAGUAAAUUGAUAGAACUGUUUUAUAGAUCAUUGCAAAAGAAAUAGCAAUGGUGGAGGAAAGUCGCGAUCUGUGCAUGUAAUAUACAAUUAAUCUUAUUAUCAAUCUUAUUCAAUCAUUAUACAUUGUACAUGUUAUAGUAUUUUGCAUGUACAUGUACAUUUACAUGGAACUGUACAGAAGUGAAACUAAUGAAAUGGAAAAUGAUUUUUUCCUCUUCUAUCUUUAUUCAUAAGGAUGUUGAUGAAAUUUAAACCUGGAUGUAAUUUUAAAAGGAAAUAAAUAUUUUAGGGUUCAUUCUUUAAAUCAGGUCUGCAGUACACGUAGCUUACUAUUAAAUUAAUAGAGAAACUGAAAUUGAAUUGUACCUACAUCAUACUCUCUAUCAAGAGAGCUCUUCUGUAUGUAAUCAAUGAUUCUUCUUUUUUUUUAGUACUAAGAGCAACCAGUAAACAGACUGUGAUUAUUAUAAGGCUGAUAUGGUUAUUUCAUAAUAAAUAAUCAUUUAUAUUCACAUGGCAGGUUUCAGAUUCCAAUCAACUCAAAAAUUUUGUAAUUUAUUUCAACUCCACGUCAGAAAAAGUUGCCUGGCCCCCGCAACACAAAUGUGUGAUGGAUUACAAAUUUGAAAAAAAAAACAAGAUAAGAAUUCUGAUUGGUUAGUGAUUGGUGCUUUGAAGAAAAUGCCCAUGCAACAAUGUCAUUGAUUGACCACUGCAAUAAAGCGAUUGAUUGCAAACCUUUGUGUAAAAUUGCUCUGAAUUGAAAGAUCAUACUAGUUAUUGAGAAGAGUUUCAAUUAUGAAAUACAUGCUAGGUAUUGAGAAAGGAUUAAAAUGCACCUGAAAACUUGUGUUUUCUAUGCGUUUAUAUUGAAAUAAUUUCUACAAUGUUGCCAAGAGUCACAUCCUCAACACAAAGGUAUGGGACUACACCACAAUAAUUAGCCCAUCUGCUUCAGCUUUGUCUUGUAAUAGGAAUGUAUUUCUUACCAAAUUAGGAAUGUGCGCUCAUUUGGAGAGCGAUUGUUUUCUAAGAUAUUCAUGAAAUUGAAAAUAAUGUGAAAGUUCAAUAUUUAUUUCAUCUUUCUUACAAAGUGUCCAAAAAAUUAUAUAGAUGAAUAUUAAGCACAUUCUUGUGGCUCAUUACCACAUUGAAACUAAACUUAUUAUUUUCACGAUGGUCCCCAAUGAGUUUCUUGUUCAUGAAGAGUUACUGUAGAACCUCAAUUCCUCUAAUUGUCCUUUGCAGUCAUUGGCCUAUAAAACCGCAACACAUGCGUCAUGUGACGUACUUGCUGUUUCCCAUCAUGCACCUGUAUGUAUGCAUUUCCUAUUGGAUCUGUUGGCCUCUUUCCGGGAAGUUGUAAUCCUAUUGCGGCGAUUGUCCUUAAUUGAUUACUGUAAAUUUCAUUAGGGUAAUUGAGUUCAUGAAAUGUUUGAUACUUUGUUUACUGUCUGACCAGUCUUAUUCUUUUACAGAUCUAUUUUUGAAGGAUUAGGUAACCUUAGCAGUUUUGUUUUAAACAGUAGUAGAUUUUUUUGGGUUAUUGGAAUGAUAGUGAACUUGUGGAAAAUACACAGCCAGAAUAACGAUUGUCAUUUUUAUAUUCUCUAGCAUUAAUCACUUCUUUUAAAAUCUGCACUUUGAGUCUGAAAACAAAACGGUGACUCCAAGCUUUUGACAUCCUAAACCCAUCACCUGCGUGUCGUGUAGUCAUUCAACAAAGAUGGCUCUUUUUAUGCAUUUUGUUUCCUGCCAGUGCAUGAAAUAUAGUUUAGAGGGUCCAUAUUUCACUAUACGUAUUAUAAAAAUAGAAUAUUUGAGAAAUCAUUGAGGGUGAAAAGUGACAAAGAUUUAUUUUGGGGUACUCUGAGAUCAGAGCAAGGUCACUUAUUUAGGGUCCUGUUUGAAAGCAUAUGGUAUCCACCUUGUAAUGUUAGUGUCCUCACCCCCCCCCCCCAGCACUGCAUUUAAAGAAAAAUUGAAAUGUAGUUUGAAACUGACUGGGAUACUGAGUCUACUCCAAGAGGCGGGUCUGCCCUGCGAGGUGGUGUAGCGUGUAAACGUGGUAGGAGUCACAUACAUGUACAUGUAUCUCCAAAUAUUAUUCAUGUGUUCAAAUUUCAUUAUAUGGAGGCGCGAUAGCUCAGUCGGUAGAGCGGGGGAUUCGGAUUCCGGUGACCCGGGUUCGAUUCCCAAUUGGUGCGCUAGUGCCCUUUGGUAAGGCAUUAAUCCUCAUUACCAGGUCCUUCGGAGAGGACCUUAAGCCGUCGGUCCUCUGGUUGCUUGCUUACAAGCAUUCAUGCUUUCUUAGCAAUCAGGUUUAAAAUCACUACCAUUACCACAUACAUGUACAUGUAGCUCCAAAUAUUAUUCAUGUGUUCAAAUUUCAUUAUAUGGAGGUGCGAUAGCUCAGUCGGUAGAGUGGGGGAUUCGGAUUCCGGUGACCCGGGUUCGAUUCCCAAUUGGUGCGCUAGUGCCCUUUGGUAAGGCAUUAAUCCUCAUUACCAGGUCCUUCGGAGAGGACCCCAAGCCGUCGGUCCUCUGGAUGCUUGCUUACAAGCAUUCAUGCUUUCUUAGCAAUCAGGUUUAAAAUCACUACCACUACCACAUUAUAUGAGCCUCCAGGAAUAUGGUUAGUGAGUCAUGUCCAAAGUCCUUCAAUAUCUUGAGAACAUGUCUGUUUCCCUGUUUUGGUUUGCCCUCUACUAAACUGCCACCUGGUCUACCCCUGCUUCGUCUACUUUUCCAUGGCUCGCAUUCCACAUGGUCUAAUCCUUGUUCAUCUAUCAACCAUUUGGUCUCGUUAGUAACCAUUUCGUCUAAUUUCCAGUCAGGCUAUAGGCCUAUAUAUUUCGUCUAAUAUCCACUUUGUCUAUACCACUUUGCCUAUAUGAUUUAAAAGUAUACUGUUUGUGAAGCAAUUUACAUUUGCAAAAAUUUGAAAUAAUAAGUAUAUGAACUGGGCAUUACAUCAUCUAUACUAAGGGAUAUUAGACUUGUAGAAAGUGGCUAGAACAGGUAUAAUGUUGCACAAAUGGGAAUUAGAUCAUAUUGAUUUUAGACCAACCAGAUUUUAGCCCAUGGAGACCAACUGCAUGUAAUGAUAAUAAUAAUAAUAGGCAUUUAUAUAGCGCCAUCUAUCUAGAAAUAUUCUAUUCCGAGGCGCGUCGUUAUUAUUAUUAUUACCCCGGCUUUAGGUCGAGCUGCCUUUCAGCGCUCAUGCAUUUAAGGAAUUAAUCCUGCCGGGUACCCAUUCACCUCACCUGGGUCGAGUGCAGCACAACGUGGAUAAAUUUCUUGCUGAAGGAAAUGUAGACCAAGUGAAUAUAAGCUUGCUCUUUUACCAUCAUCAUUUUCUCCCCCCCCCCCCUCCAAAAAAAAAAACAGCAUAAAAUGAGACAGUACAUGUGUGUCUUCAUGAAUACCUUGCAUAAAUGCAAUGAAACUAGGCACUAGAAAGUAGAAACUCCAGAUCCAAGCAGGAAUUUGUGGACUGAAUCUCUGAGCAAUCUACAUGUACAUGUAUGCUCACUUGAGACAUGGAUUGUAUUGUUAAGAGCAGGAAGUACAUCUAAUUCAAGACAUGCUUUAGUGUUUCUGAAUAAGAACACUUUGGAUUAUUUUGUUUUGGAAGGCUGGUCAGUAUGGAGUAGAAAUUACAGCUUUUUCAUUUCAGUCAGCUUUAGGCAGAUAUGUAAGGCCCAUGUAGGUACAGUUUAAAAAGGACAAUUACCGCAUUUACCUGUCAAUUUAUAAACACAAGCACUGUAAAUUGUCCCCUCUAUGUCAAAUUGUGAAAUUCAUAAAACCAUUACAAAGGAAGGGAUUGGAGGGUUGAUAAGGAGAUGAGAUGGAUGCUGAGUAGUAGCUGCCCCACACCCCCCCC
Lytechinus pictus (painted urchin) is the source of this 5269-nucleotide messenger RNA. Its product is annotated as pleckstrin homology domain-containing family A member 2-like. Lineage: Eukaryota; Metazoa; Echinodermata; Echinoidea; Temnopleuroida; Toxopneustidae. The coding region runs from base 5 to 520 and encodes 171 amino acids. The transcript is spliced from 5 exons. The record is from RefSeq and is a predicted model, not a curated record.